AUGAUAACCAUUUACAAGGAACACCUGAAAGGCAGCCAUCACUUUAGUCGCGUAUUCGCGUACGUGCUCCUAAGCCUGCGUAAUAAGGAAAACUUCUUUAAAAAAAGAUCCGUCAAGGGAGACCCUUUUUGUAACAACUGGGAAAAAUCGCAUUACGUGAACAAGAGGACAAUAAGCGAGAGUAGGAAAAAGAAGAAAAAAAAAAACCUAGUCAUCCAUUUUGCCACUAGCCAAAUUAGCUACUUUUACUUUCACUACUUUGUGUAUAUAUUGUUGCCAAAACUGAAAUGUCUGUCUGACUACGAAAAAAAGAACAUUCUGGACAACGUCUACUUGGUCGAUCGCAGGAAUACCGAUGAGGAUGUGAAAGGACAUAUAUACAAUAAAAUUAAGCAAGGUGUAAGUAACAUUAUUUUUUCUGACCAUGUGCUAGCCAAAGAGGAAUAUGAUUACACACACACGUUGGGAUUAUUUUUAGAAAAUAACCUCUUCAUGAAUAUACUUGAAAAUGCAAAGGUGAGAAACGUAAGGCGGCGACAUGCACACACUUUUAAGAGCAUAAACAGACAGCACCUUUGGAGCAGUACACAAAUAAUGAGCAGGCCUUACCUGGACAAAACUAAAAACCAUUUCACAUGUAGCAGUUGCUUAUAUGGGACCUACUUCUGGAGGAGUCGUCACCCCAGUGAGUACAACGUAGUGAAUAUACGGAGGAGAAAUGCAAACUUAAGUGCUUUCCAAAAAUGCAACGAAGUAAUUCAAGACAUUAACAAUAAUGUGCACUGGGUUAACCAUCAUUCUUUUUAUAAAUUUUACGAAACGGCAUAUGUUAGUUUUGUAAAUCACCGUAUGAGCCUUUUGCAGAGCUUUGUUGAAAUGGUAAUAAGGAGGAAGAAGGGGAGUGCUCCUCCUCCGGGAGAAGAAGUGAGGCAGAAAAAAAGAAUACAAAAUAAAAACCUCUCAUAUAUAUUCUUUAAACAUAAAGAUAUCAUUUUAAACACUCGUCUAUAUCCCGACUUUGUCCGUAAGAAAGCUAUUUACAUCGACUUCGACCAUGCCGCUAAUUUGUACAUGAAGUAUUUACAUCUGUUAGAAAGGGUCAGAUCAUUUUCAGGGUGUCCACAGGAAGGAGGUUUAGCGACACAUGGGAAUGAUGAUCUUGCGACAAAAUCCAGCGACACCAAAAAAAAGAGCCUUAUUCGGGAAAUGAAAAAAAAUUUAAACUUACAUGUGUGGAGUAGGAACCAAAAGGAGACUUUCUACUCUGAUUUGGUCAAAAUGAAGUUUCGCAAAUUUUACAAUUAG
Molecule: messenger RNA, 1305 nt
Organism: Plasmodium fragile
Lineage: Eukaryota; Apicomplexa; Aconoidasida; Haemosporida; Plasmodiidae
Exons: 1
Coding region: 1-1305 (434 amino acids)
Source: RefSeq, a predicted model, not a curated record